Molecule: messenger RNA, 957 nt
Organism: Didymodactylos carnosus
Lineage: Eukaryota; Metazoa; Rotifera; Eurotatoria; Philodinida; Philodinidae
Source: the annotation of a GenBank genome assembly
AUGCGGAAGGAGGAUGAAAAUCUAUUAGAAUUAGGGAUACCGGAAAAACGUCAAACAUGUUCAAUAUGUCAGAGACAGUUUGGUAUGAGCGCUUUCGAUAGACAUGUAACAAUUUGUCUAAAAAGUUCAAAUAAAAAACGUUCAACAUUUGAUUCAUCGGAACAACGUGCUGUUCAAGUGGGUGAUAAUGUUAUACCUGUUAAAGUAUUAAUAUCAAAAACAUCUAAGAAAAACUAUGACAGACCAUCACAAACACGUAGUGCAAAACGAAAUCGUUCAUCAAAUCAACUUGAUAAUACAACAACAGUACCACCAGUUAUUAAAGAAUUUUGUGAGUUAUUAGUGAAAAUUUUAACUAUAUCAAUUAAUGUUCACAAUUUUCUCCUAGGUUGUUCAUAUUGUGAUCGAAAUUUCGGUGAAAAAGCCUACGAUCGUCAUUUUGCAUUUUGUCAAUUGAAAGCAAAACAAGUCGUCGAAAAACCAUCACGACGAAUAGUACAAGCAAAAAAAAUGCUCGAUCGUCGUUUGAAUUUUCAUGCGCCAAAAGUGGCAUCAACAAAAAAAUCUAAAACAACAUCAUUAUUGAAUAAUAAUACAUCAUUAAAAUAUUUAGAAGAUCGUCGAACACUAUCAGCAAAAGAUGAAAUAACGAAUUUAGAAAAAUCACACGACAAACAACAACGAUCAAAAUCCAUAACAUCAUUCGUUCGAUUGGAAACAUCUAAAACUGAUAAAGAAAUUAGUAUUGAAAAAGAAAUUAGUCGUCUACAAUAUAUACCUGUUUACAAUGAUCAGGAUUAUUCGCUCGUUUCUCUUAUACGAAAAAAGAAAUCGAAUAUCAUAGAAAAGAAGUUAGAUAGUAAUAAUUUGAAAUUACCACGUUGCCCUUGGUGCAUAAGACCGUAUUUUCCAAAUUCACUACAUUAUUGCCGACAAAAUCAAAUAUCAAAUAUUUAA